Oryza brachyantha (malo sina) is the source of this 655-nucleotide messenger RNA. RefSeq lists its product as uncharacterized. Lineage: Eukaryota; Viridiplantae; Streptophyta; Magnoliopsida; Poales; Poaceae. The transcript is spliced from 2 exons. The record is from RefSeq and is a predicted model, not a curated record. Gene Ontology annotation, molecular function: chromatin binding. Bases 1 to 624 code for a protein of 207 amino acids.
AUGCCGCCGGCGCGGAAGCGGAAGGCCCCUGCCCCGGCGACGCCGCCGCGCCGACCGCCGCCCCGCCUGGAGUUCCGCUCGCCGGUGGACGGCGCGUGGUACGACGCGCGGGUGGCGGUGCAGGGGCGCGCGCUGCGCGUGAUGUACGAGGAGUUCACCGAGGAGCAGGACGAGUGGUACGACCCGGCGAUCCACCUCUCCUCCCCGCGCGACGUGGCUGCGCUCCGCGCCAGGUUCCGCGCGCGGUCCCCGCCCCUCGACGACGCCCGCUGCCGCGACCUCCGCCCGGGCGACCCGCUCUGCGUCGCCUGCGCCCUCGCCGGCGACGAGCUCAAGUACUACGACGCCGUCCUCGAAUCCGUCUCGCCGGCGGCCCACGAGUCGGUGGACGGCGAGGAGCGCUGCGCGUGCCGUUUCUCGGUGCGGUGGGCCGGUGGGCCGCUCGCCGGGGGUAGAGAGGAGGUCGGCGUCGAGAAGGUCUGCUGCGUGCGGUCCACUCCGGUGCGAGACCCGGUGCUGGCGGAGUUCUUGGACGGCGUCACCAAGUCGCUCGGCGACGGCGAGGAUCGCGCGGCGGCGGCGGCGUCGUCUCAGUCAUCCGGCGCCGUGUCGCUGUCGCCUUAGUUUCGCCAUUGCGAUCGUCGAGCCAUGGAUU